AUGGCCGCCACGACCAAUACCAACACGUACAAGUUGAAUCACUCGAUGAUUCGGGUCAAGGAUCCCAAGGCGUCCAUAAAAUUCUACGAGUUUCUGGGCAUGUCGGUGAUAAAGAAGCUCGAGUACCCGGAAAAUAAGUUCGACCUAUAUUUCAUGGCCUACAACAGCCCGAAGGCAGUUUCUCACGGGAAUUCACAAACCAACAGAGAGGGUAUCAUCGAGCUGACGCACAACUACGGCACCGAGAACGACCCCACUUAUGUCGUCAACACGGGUAACGCAGAGCCUCACCGAGGGUUCGGUCACACGUGUAUUAGCGUGGACAACAUCCAGGCCGCUUGCCAGCGGCUUGAGGAUGCCGGAUAUAAGUUUCAGAAGAAGCUUACGGAUGGCCGCAUGAAACAUAUUGCCUUUGUCUUGGACCCUGAUGGCUACUGGGUGGAGAUUAUCGGACAAAAGCCUUUGGAAGCGACCGAGAGCGUCUUGGAAACCGAUGUUUCUACCUACCGAAUGAACCACACCAUGAUACGUGUCAAGGACGCCGAGAAGUCUCUCAAGUUUUACCAGGAAGUUUUGGGAAUGACGCUUAUAAGGACUUCCGAAAACCAGGCCGCUGGAUUUAACCUUUACUUCCUUGGCUAUCCCGGCGAGCAAGGAAUCCCAAAGGACGGCAAAACCAAUGAGCUCGAAGGCUUGCUUGAGCUCACGUGGAACUACGGCACGGAAAAGGAUGCCAGUUUCAAAUACCACAAUGGAAAUGAUGAACCCCAAGGCUUUGGGCAUAUAUGCGUGAGUGUCGAUGAUAUCGAUGCUGCAUGCCAGCGUUUCGAGGAUCUCAAGUGCAGCUGGAAGAAAAGACUGACGGAAGGACGUAUGAAGAAUAUUGCGUUCCUCCUCGAUCCGGAUGGUUACUGGAUUGAGGUCAUUCCGAAUGACAAGUAUAGUGACAAACACCCAAUCUGA
Molecule: messenger RNA, 963 nt
Organism: Ustilaginoidea virens
Lineage: Eukaryota; Fungi; Ascomycota; Sordariomycetes; Hypocreales; Clavicipitaceae
Exons: 5
Coding region: 1-963 (320 amino acids)
Molecular function (GO): metal ion binding; lactoylglutathione lyase activity
Source: RefSeq, a predicted model, not a curated record